AUGGGGGAGAGCAGGGGCCACCCUGACGAUCAAGGAAACGUCAUAAAAAUUGAGGAUGAGGUUGUUGUGCGCAAACCGAACUACCAAAGGUAUGAUGGGCUUGAACAUAAUUCCCAUAAUUAUACUAAUGAUGUAGAAUAUAGCCAGACUGGAAUAACUCAGGCCUCUGAGGACCUCCUGAGGGAACACUACAUUGACCUGAAGGACCGGCCGUUCUAUGACGGGCUGGUGCAGUACAUGCACUCGGGACCUGUUGUAGCUAUGUGUGCUUUUGUCUAUGCUCACAAUCUGUUUACUUUGUUUCCAGGGCUCAUCACAAUAAAAGAAGCCCAUGAUAUAGAAGCCAGGCUUAAUGAAGUGGAAAAGCUUCUGAAGACUAUUAUAAACAUGCCCUGGAAGUAUUCAAGAUCUGAAGUUGUCCUUACGUUCUUUGAGAGAUCUCCUUUGGACCAAGUUCUAAAAAAUGACAAUGUCCAUAAAAUUCAGCCAAGCUUUCAAAGUCCAGUUAAGAUAUCAGAAAUCAUGCGAUCGAAUGGAUUUUGUUUAGCCAACACUGAAACAAUAGUCAUUGACCACAGUAUACCCAAUGGAAAGGAGAAGCACCUGGAUGUAGAUUCAGCAGAACACUUGUUUGAAAGUGUAAGUGACUUUACCUCAGAGCUAGAAGACAGUGAUGAUCCAACAGCUUAUGUCACCAAUCUGACAUACUACCACCUGGUCCCAUUUGAGACUGAUAUUCUGGACUGAGGCUGCUCAGUGACACAGUCAGCCAG
Molecule: messenger RNA, 773 nt
Organism: Chaetura pelagica (chimney swift)
Lineage: Eukaryota; Metazoa; Chordata; Aves; Apodiformes; Apodidae
Gene: PXDC1
Product: PX domain containing 1
Exons: 6
Coding region: 1-747 (248 amino acids)
Molecular function (GO): phosphatidylinositol binding
Source: RefSeq, a predicted model, not a curated record